CGAGGUCAGAAGGAUGGAUGGCCUCAGUGCCAGAGGCAGCACUGGGGGCCAAGGCGCUGCCACUGUCGGGCAUACGGAGGGACACUGCGUUGAUGUUGACAAAGCACUACAGGCACAGCAUCAAACCGAACUACGCGGGAUGGUGAGGGAGAGCGCUCAGGAUCUACUGUACAGCUCAGGGAGACCUUCAUGCAUCUUUCCCGUGCUGCCACCAGCCGGCUGCUACAAGUAGUGGCUCUGCCUUGAUCCUUAGGGGGUCCUCUCUGGGACAUUACUAUGCUGCUUUUCACCUGGAAGGAUUACAGUGGCAAAUACCUCGAUGUCUACUACAUCCCAUGAGGACUCGCCCGAGGAGGCUGAGCUGGAAAAACUGAUCUGUGAACACCCCCGGUGUUGCUUCGAAACCAGAGGCAGUCACAAAGCUGCUCUCGGCCAUCUCUGCACAGAGCAGGAGCACCCCACCAGGUCCCACCUGCUGCCCUGCUCUGACAGGGCUGCGAGUGGAGGCAGUGGGGGGCUCAUGCCCCAUCAGCUUGUGCUUCCUCCUGUGGCUGCUGCUGCCCCUCACUCGAGAUGGGGUAGCUACAGCGAGGGGCAUGCAGGAGUAUGGGGCAGGAUACGGCCCAUGAGCCUUUCUGGCAGGCUGCUCCUCUUAGGGGACACAUAGACCUGGCGACUUGUCACUGCACGACCCUGUGAGCCUGACACAGUGAUGCGGCUUAGUGGGAGCUUUUAAUGUGCGGUGGAGUGGUGCAUGAACGGUUUGUCAUGCAGAGCCGUCAGGGCCGGAGGAUGCUUAGGACCCAGGGGAAGCGCUGGAGAGCCUGGCUGGCUGGGCUUGGAGGAGCUCCUGCCUCCCCGGCCAGGACUUCUCAGGUGUCCUGGUACGGCGGCGCUGAGCCAGGCGAGCUGGGCCCUCCUGGCAGCUCCCCCUUCCCCACGUCCAUGCCCAUCCUCUGAGCCCCCCUGGGCACCCAUGAGCUCGCCCAGGGACUGCUCCGCACCAUGAAUGACCAGUACCACCGAGCAGCCCGGGACGGCUACCUGGACCUCCUGAAGGAAGCCACCAAGAAGGACUUGAACUCUCCGGACGAGGAUGGCAUGACCCCGACCCUAUGGGCCGCCUACCACGGCAACCUGGACGCCCUGCGCCUCAUUGUCAGCAGAGGGGGCGAUCCAGACAAAUGUGACAUCUGGGGGAACACCCCUCUCCACCUGGCAGCAGCCAACGGCCACCUGAACUGCCUUUCCUUCCUCAUCUCUUUUGGGGCCAACAUCUGGUGCCUAGACAAUGACUACCACACCCCGCUGGACAUGGCAGCCAUGAAGGGGCACAUGGAGUGUGUGCGAUACCUGGACUCUAUUGCUGCCAAGCAGAGCAGCCUUAACCCCAAGCUGGUGAGCAAACUGAAGGACAAGGCCUUUCGGGAUGCAGAGCGGAGGAUUAAGGACUGCGUGAAGCUGCAGAAGAAGCACCAUGAAAGGAUGGAGAAGCGGUACAGAAAGGAGAUGUCGGAUAAUUCGGAUACCAUGAGCUUCUCCAGCUAUUCGAGUAGCACCUUAAGCAAGAAGUUCCAACACAUGUCUAUGGUGACUUCCCUGCCAUACUCACAAGCCACCAUCCAUGGCACAGCCAAGGGAAAGACGAAAAUACAAAAGAAGCUAGAGAAGAAGAAGCAGGUGGAUGGGACGUUCAAGAUCUACGAGGAUGGGAGGAAAAGCGUGCGGUCUCUGUCUGGUCUGCAGCUGGGGAAUGAUGUCAUGUUUGUGAAGCAGGGCACAUAUGCCAGCCCUAAGGAGUGGACUCGGCGUAAUAUCAGAGACAUGUUCCUCACAGAUGAAGACACUGUCUCCCGUGCCAUAAGUGACCCGGGUUUGCACAUGGACUCAGCCCACUCGGAAGUCAGUACCGACUCUGGCCACGACUCCUUGUUCAACCGCCCCGGGCUGGGCACCAUGGUGUUCCGGCGCAACUAUGUCAGCAGCGGGCUUUUUGGGAUCGGCCGGGAGGACGCUGGUGGGAUGGGUGAAGACAGCGCAGACGGGAUGGGUGUCAAACUGCGGAGCCGCCUGCAGCGCUCGCCAAGUCUCAACGAUAGCAUUGGCAGUGCCAACAGCCUGCAGGAGAGGAACGCGGAGGAGCUACCCUGGGAUGAGGUGGAGCUGGGCUUAGAUGAUGAUGAUGAACCAGAGACCAGCCCCUUGGAGACUUUUCUGGCUUCCCUGCACAUGUUUGAGUUUAUCUCCAUCUUGAAGAAGGAAAAGAUUGACUUGGAGGCCCUCAUGCUAUGUUCAGACAAUGACCUGAAGAGCAUCAAUAUUCCAUUGGGCCCCAGGAAAAAGAUUGUGGAUGCCAUCCAGAGGAGACGACAGACUCUGGAGAAGCCAGAUGUCAUUGUAGACACUGAACUGUAAGUAGGAGAUGGGGCCUCUGAGCGAUUAAACCCUUCAGCAGGUGGAGAUGUGGAUAAUGUAAGAUCUUGUUUUCAAUCCACUUGGAAGAGUAGGAGUCCAGGUAACUUCAGUCUCCUGUGUGUGGGCAAAUUCCUGCUCGUGUGGAAACGAUGAGAGUUCGGAGAGGUGGCAAUAGUGUUAGUUCAUUACUCAACAGCUCUGAUGUGGCUGGGCAGGACACGAAGCCCUUGUUUUGUUUCAUAACCUAUAUGAAUGCAGACUGCUCUGUGGUCUGAUUCUUCUGAGUCCCUGUAGCUGAGAUUUUCAACCAUGCUCAGGCUUGUCUUGACUCUUCACCUUUUGAAGGCAUUAAGAAAUAAACCACAAUUCCUGGUGGGAGCAGGCUGACGGCAGUGCCCAGUGGCAUUGGGAAUCCUUCCCCAAAUGCUUGAGAUCUUACUCAGACCUUUGGAGAUUGCAUAUCUGGGUUGGAGUUGUUGCCAUUUUAUGGCGUUUCCAGGUUGGUUUGGUUCAAAGGAUCAUGUGACUGCUGUAGAGGUGAAGGGAAAGCACUGGUGUGGGUCUCCCCACUGUCACGUCCACUGACACCCCAAUCCACUGUGUUGUUUGUGCUUCCCAGCCUCUGAAUAUCUGUGUGCUUCUUGCUGCUUUUUCAGGCUUUCAGUACAGCUCAGUCUUGGAUCCUGAAGGUGCUGACAGAUUUUUCUCUUUCC
Molecule: messenger RNA, 3128 nt
Organism: Athene cunicularia (burrowing owl)
Lineage: Eukaryota; Metazoa; Chordata; Aves; Strigiformes; Strigidae
Gene: USH1G
Product: USH1 protein network component sans
Exons: 5
Coding region: 1006-2415 (469 amino acids)
Biological process (GO): sensory perception of light stimulus; sensory perception of sound; equilibrioception
Molecular function (GO): protein binding
Source: RefSeq, a predicted model, not a curated record